AUGUCAUACAUUCACCAAACGCAGUCCUCCAACAAGGACACCGAGUACAUGUCCGCGAAAGGACACUCAGGCAUUGGCUCGGAUAGUGCGCAUCACAGCCUAGCCUCAGAGCGUAUGCAAGCUCUACAGAACCCAAUCUCUGCGACUCAAGCCACAGAUUCUAGCAUGCGUGGUCCUGGAGAUGGUGGUGGAACUGGCAAUCGAGCACCUCCCAAUUCAGCGCAGAGCCAGGAUACGCUUGGGUCGUUUAUAGUUGAGAGUCCUGAAAGUAACGAGGCCGAUUUGGAGUACAAUCCCUCGGCAGACCAUGUCUUGGAUUCGGAGACCAUCUCCACCUCCACCUCCAGAAUGCGCCAGUUCACCUUCGCACCCGGCUACCAACGCCUCGACGUCGCCGACCCCGAGCAAGCAGAGGAAGACGACAGCCUACCCAUGCAAGACAGAGUAUCCUCCGAUCAUGGAAACCCACAGGCAUCCGCCUCGUCUACCGACGCUGCUGCUGGUGUGAGCGGCGCUAGCCGUUACGACACUUACGCAGCGGACCUCGAAGGACCGUAUAUGGAUGAGACGGAGAACGUACCUAGAGGUCCUGGAACAGGGGCGAAGUAUGGGGUGAAGAAAGGGGAGUAUGACUUCUCCAGUGAGGAGUUUGAUGAUCUCUAG
This is a messenger RNA of Aspergillus mulundensis, 663 nucleotides long. RefSeq lists its product as uncharacterized. Lineage: Eukaryota; Fungi; Ascomycota; Eurotiomycetes; Eurotiales; Aspergillaceae. The record is from RefSeq and is a predicted model, not a curated record. The coding region runs from base 1 to 663 and encodes 220 amino acids. The transcript has 2 exons.